Molecule: messenger RNA, 1429 nt
Organism: Fopius arisanus
Lineage: Eukaryota; Metazoa; Arthropoda; Insecta; Hymenoptera; Braconidae
Gene: shv
Product: DnaJ homolog shv
Exons: 5
Coding region: 147-1214 (355 amino acids)
Biological process (GO): protein folding; protein maturation
Cellular component (GO): endoplasmic reticulum
Molecular function (GO): misfolded protein binding
Source: RefSeq, a predicted model, not a curated record
UCAACGUCAAACACGAGUAGUCAAGACACGAUACUGUUUAUUCCUGUGUAUAUCACACAGGAAACAUUUGAUAAUUCUGGCACUCCGGUAAAAUCAACAAGAAAAGGUUGAUGAUUAUUUACUAGUGUAGAAUUGCAAAAUUAAACAUGAAAGUCUUUGGAUUUAGUUUAGUGCUGCUAGUUAACUUAUUGUUGGGAAGUGUGUGUGUGGAUGCUGGAAGAGAUUUCUAUCAAAUAUUGGGACUCUCUCGGAGUGCCAGUACCCAUGCAAUCAAGAAAGCAUAUCGAAGACUUGCUAAGGAGUAUCAUCCGGACAAGAAUAAAGAUGAUCCUGAUGCUUCCCAGAAAUUUCAGGAUCUCUCAGCUGCUUAUGAGGCACUCUCAGAUCCUGACAAACGAGAUUUGUAUGACAAGGGUGGUGAAGAGGCCUUGAAGAAAGAUGGAAUGAUGAACAAUGCCGAUCCAUUCGCCAGCUUCUUCGGUGACUUUGGCUUCCACUUCGGCGGCGAAUCCCAACAGCAACACGAGACACCACAAGGAUCCAAUGUUGUCAUGGAUCUGUUUGUGUCGCUUGAAGAAUUGUACAGUGGUAGUUUCGUAGAGAUAACUAGGAAUAAACUAGUGAUAAAAGCCGCUAAAGGCACUAGAAAAUGCAAUUGUAGACAAGAAUUAGUGACUCGUAAUCUAGGAAAUGGAAGAUUCCAAAUGAUUCAACAAGCAGUGUGUUCUGAAUGUCCAAACGUCAAAUUAGUUAAUGAAGAGAGAAUUCUUGAGGUCGAGGUGGAACCUGGAAUGGUUGACGGUCAGGAGACUAAAUUCGUAGCUGAAGGAGAGCCGCAUAUUGACGGUGACCCCGGAGAUUUGAUCGUCAGAAUACGUACACAGCCUCAUCCAGUUUUUGAGCGAUUGGGCGACGAUUUGUAUACCAAUAUCACGAUAUCCCUCCAAGAUGCUCUUAUCGGCUUUACAUUAGACAUAAUUCAUCUAGACGGCCACAAAGUCACGAUUAUCAGAGACAAGGUAACAAAGCCUGGAGCGAGAAUGCGGAAGAAGGGAGAAGGAAUGCCUAAUUACGAUGAUAAUAAUCUUCAUGGUACCCUGUACAUCACCUUCGACGUUGCAUUCCCUGAAAAAGAUUUCUCUGCUGAAGAGAAAGAAGCUAUCAAGGAACUUCUACAGCAGCCCUCAGUGCAUAGGAUACACAAUGGAAUCUGAGGUCCAUUGAUCUCCAUUGAUUAGAGAUGAAUUUCAUCGAUAAAAUACAUAAAGUGAGCCACGUGAUUGAAUAACCAGUGGAAUGGAAGACACUCAGUUACUUUUGUAUAUUUGUCUUUGGAAAUAAAAAGGCGACAUGUGUUCUGCAUCAUUUCCAAGAGAACCAACUACAUCGAUAAUAUAUAUUUAAAUAAAAGGUAAUUUAAAAAAACCAA